AUGCCUCGUUUGGAACUUUGUGGGGCCCUAGAAGCAGCGCAACUCUAUCAGAAGGUCUGUUCCGCUCUUGGGUCGACGUUCACAACCUUCUUCUGGGUCGAUUCCACAACAGUGUUGGCCUGGCUUAAGGCUACCCCGUCGGUAUGGACUACGUUUGUGGCAAAUAGAGUAUCCAAAAUCCAGCUUGCAACGGUGGACACCUCCUGGAACCAUGUUGCAGGGCAACAGAACCCUGCAGACCACAUCUCUAGAGGCAUCGAGGCAGGAACGAUUCUCUCGUGCGACCUUUGGUGGAAAGGUCCGCAAUGGCUACAAUCCGAACCAGCGUUCUGGCCUGUUAACCAGCUUGACCAAUCGUUUGAGACGCAACUUGAAUCUCGACAGUCCCCGAUAAAACUUCUGGCAUCAACAGCAGACCCUUUUUUCAUUGAUCUUUUCGUCGAAAGAUUCUCAUCCUUCCAACACAUGCUUCGCGUAGCAGCAUUCUGUUUACGGAUUUCUUCGAACCGCAAACAAUCGAAGCUCACCACCAUUCUUUCUACGACCGAAAUCCAGAAUGCUGAAUUCGCCCUCAUUCGAUUAGUCCAGCACCAAGAAUUCGCCAGUGAAAUCAACGCGCUACGUGACUCAAAAUCAAUCCCAAUCAAAUCACGGCUCCGAUGGUUUACUCCAUUCUUGGAUCCCAAUGGAGUUAUGCGAGUGGGUGGCCGGCUUGAUAGAGCAUCAAUGACCUACGACAGCAAGCACCAGAUCUUGCUCCCAUAUCACCAUCGUUUUUCAACCCUACUCGUCCAAUGCUACCAUGAACGAAACUUGCAUGCGUCACCACAACUACUCGUCGGACUUCUUCGCCUACGAUAUUGGAUCAUAGGGGCCAGGAAUCUGGCCAAAGUCACCGUACAUCGCUGCACCAUUUGCUUCCGAGCUCGCCCUAAAUUGGUGGAACAAUUUAUGGCUGAGCUACCCAAGGAACGGAUCACAGCCACUCGUCCAUUCAAGGUAACGGGGGUUGAUUAUUGGGGCCCAAUCCUGCUGAAGCAUCCGCAUCGUCGAGCCUCACCUUAUAAGGCAUUUGUUGCAGUCUUCGUAUGCUUUUGUACAAAAGCUGUACACAUCGAGCUGGUGCUCGAUUUGACGACAGCUAAAUUUAUUCAAGCUUUGCGCCGAUUCGUAUCUCGCCGGGGUCCACCUUCUGACAUCUACUCGGACAACGGUCGUAACUUUCUCGGAGCCAAGAAUGAGCUUAAGAGACUUAUUCGUUUGUCAGAAUACUCACAAAAUGUUGAACAAGAGUGCUCAGAGUGCAAGAUAAGAUGGCACUUCAAUCCACCAAGGGCUUCCCAUUUUGGAGGAUUAUGGGAAUCGGCCAUUAAUUCUGCCCAGAAGCACUUCAUUCGCAUCGUUAGAGAUCGACCUCUGUUUUUCGACGACAUGCAGACUCUUCUGUGCCAAAUUGAGUGUUGUCUUAACUCCAGACCGCUUGUCCCUUUGAGCGAUGACCCAACAGAUUACGAGCCGCUAACACCAGGACACUUUCUUGUUGGCACUUCAAUAAAAGCUGUCCCCGACGAAGAACUCAUCGAAACACCGUUCCAUCAUUUAAAAAGGUGGCAUCAAACCCAAAAAUUGCUCCAGGACCUGUGGCGACGAUGGCACCUAGAAUAUUUAAACAUUUUACAACCUCGAAGCAAAUGGGUGCACUCACCUGUAACAAUCAAGGAGAACCAGCUCGUUGUUUUGAAGGAAGAGAACAUCGCACCUAUGAGCUGGCCGACCGCUAGAAUCAUCGAGACCCAUCCAGGAAGCGACGGAAUAGUCAGAGUGGUCACUCUGAAAACAGCUAAGGGUUCCUUCACACGACCGGUGUCUAAGAUCUGCCUGCUGCCAAUUACACCAUCGCCGGAAACUUCAAUCAAAACAUCCGGCGCUGGGCAAUCAACACCAGACGAGAAUCUUUCUUGA
Uranotaenia lowii is the source of this 1962-nucleotide messenger RNA. RefSeq lists its product as uncharacterized. The transcript has a single exon. The record is from RefSeq and is a predicted model, not a curated record. Bases 1 to 1962 code for a protein of 653 amino acids. Lineage: Eukaryota; Metazoa; Arthropoda; Insecta; Diptera; Culicidae. Gene Ontology annotation, molecular function: nucleic acid binding. Gene Ontology annotation, biological process: DNA integration.